Messenger RNA from Peniophora sp. CBMAI 1063, 2469 nucleotides. NCBI's taxonomy places the organism in Eukaryota, Fungi, Basidiomycota, Agaricomycetes, Russulales, Peniophoraceae. The record is from the annotation of a GenBank genome assembly.
AUGCCUCCCAAAGCGACGGCAACCUCGCCCGCAGGCCGGCCGGGGAACAUAGACAUCGAGCGGCCACCCGAAGAGAACAGUGUAAGCUCGAGACUUCGCACCCGUAGUACCCGUACCAAGGCUGCGACACCCGCUCACGAGCCGCCUACACCGACGGAGUCUGCUCCCUCUCAAAAGCGUCGCAAAGCAGCAGGUCCCGAGAAAGACAAGUCUUCUUCGGAGCCUGGAGCUGUCACCGUGGACAAUGCUCGCAAGACGCAGACCAAAGGGGCUGCAAAGACGUCGGGUUCUCAGACCGGACAGUCCUCAUCGGCUGCCACGCAGGUUGCUCGGCUCCUGAACGACAAAGCCGAAUCCCGUAAGAAGGAGGCGGAAAAGCGUGUCGCGCCGCCACUCGAGAAAAUAAAGACUGCUGGUCCGACACCGGCAGAAAAGACGGCUGAACGCGUUGCUGGUGUGCGAGGCCAGAUUGCUUUGGAACGAGACCGUGAUCAGGAGGACCGGCAGGAACGCGCCCGACACGGUCUACCGCCGGCUCCCACGUCUGCUUCUUCGAAACCUGAUGGGCAGAUUGGGGCGCGCGGGCGUCUGAGUCAGCCUAUCGCCUCGCCUGCAUCUCAACGGCCACAGCCUGUCUCGCGCACGCCCUUACCUACCCCGUCAACCCGUGGCUCUCGUGCCCCAUCCAAGCAGCCACGCUCUUCUGCACCAGAUCUGCAUUCUGUGCCUGCAGGUGGCGGAGUGCGUGCCGACUGGCAGAGCAUUACAAGCGCGCCAUCCGCUCGCAACUCCCCUGUCAAUCACAGGGCUCGCGGUACCGGUAGACGCGGCACGACGCGCGCGAGCAGGGAUGGCAAUGCCGAACAGGGAUUGACGGAGGAAGACUUAUUCACGGGCAGAGAAGACGGUGACGCGGCAAAGAAGAAGUACAACAUGGUUGCUUUCAAGAGCGAAUCACAGGACACCAAGGACGCGCUGGCCAAGGACAACCAGGUCGCCCGUCCGAAGCGCGGUGGGCGCGCGAAGAAGCCCGGACCGCGCACGGCGAGUGGCCGCCCAAGCCGGGCCAUCAAGGAUGCGCCGCGCGAGUACAUGGCCGUCUACGAUUCAGGGCUGGCGCCCUCGAUGGUACACCAGUUCUACGCGUCCAUGCAGAUAUUCAAGCUCGACGACGGCCAGUCCGACCUCCUAUUCGCCAAUGCUAUAAAGGAAUACCUCGACGUACUUGUCCCCGGCAACUCGUGGGAAGCCGACAAAUCGCAUGUCCUCUACGGCGCCUUGCGUGCUCGAGUCGUCAAUGAGCGCAGGAAAUACGGGUCGAAAGCAAAGGACCUUGUCAACGCAGUUAUGCUGACGGUGCCCGCAAGCGAGCGUGCUGCCUUCGCGCGUCGAGCUGUUCAAAGCGGUACACGCUCCUUUGCUUUCUGGGAGGUUCCUGCCGACCCUGAGAAUGGCAUCCGUAGCCCAUCUGGACUAUGCAAGACGUCAUACAUACUGGGUACGCUCAGUGUGUAUAUCAAGUCCACGAAGGGCUCGAUCUUCCAACCGGAAGAAGAACCAAUCGGUCCUUUGGUGAUGGCAUACCUUGCUGUCUACCUGGCCUUCAAAUCGUGGUUCAAGGGCACAGACGCCGGUCAACUACCAUUCAAGGUGGACGAAUGCGACGCCAAGUACAAGCAAAUCACCCAGGAUCACGCCGACGUCAAUGAACAAGGUAUAUUCAGGCGCCUCGCGGCUGAUCCGAGUCGCGUUCGCGCUAUCUACUCGGCCGUCUAUGCAUGGGCCGGCAUACAGCCGCCAAAUCCUCAAGCUUCCGAGGAUGAGUAUGACUGCGACGACAAUGUCUUUGCCUUUAGCAGUCCUCCUCCCGAAAGCCGGCAACCCGCGACGUCAUCUUCCCGCCAACGUUCGAGUGACCCUCGUGUCAAUGCCCAUGAGUGGUCCCCGUCGCCAGAGCCUACUUUCCCCGGGCUCGGACCCGCUCAUCUGGAUAUCUAUGCCACGCCCGGACUCCGUGGCCAGCCUUUCAUGCCCUCCACCCAUCAACGUGAUCAUGCCGCGAGUACUCCGGCGCGUCGUGUCCAGGACCCCGGAAGUGAUGGGGAGGACAUUACGACUCGAGAUGCGAGCCCAGCCGUGCACGCGACUGUCUACAUAAGCUCUCCCGGCUCUUCCAUCGAUCUUCCAUCGGAGAUUUACCACGACUCAGCUACCCCGGAACCCAUGGCUGUCGAAUCCGCGACGGCAUUUUCUCAAUACCUCGGUGGAUAUGGGUCAUCGUCCAGCGACUCGGGCAGCCCACGCUCGGACAGCGCAGAGAUCGAGGCAGGCGCAAAUGGAUACCUCGGUGAUGCCGACGUAAUCUCGCUCGAUAGCGCAGAGGAAUACGAGUAUCAAGCGGAUCCAGAGGCUGAUGAGGACGGCGAAGGCGGAUACGAGUCCGACGGGAAUAUUGUGGAGUUUUUUUGA